Molecule: messenger RNA, 1014 nt
Organism: Metschnikowia bicuspidata var. bicuspidata NRRL YB-4993
Lineage: Eukaryota; Fungi; Ascomycota; Pichiomycetes; Serinales; Metschnikowiaceae
Product: NADH:flavin oxidoreductase/12-oxophytodienoate reductase
Exons: 3
Coding region: 1-1014 (337 amino acids)
Cellular component (GO): intracellular anatomical structure
Molecular function (GO): NADP binding; NADPH dehydrogenase activity; FMN binding
Source: RefSeq, a predicted model, not a curated record
AUGGUAUUGCCAAACAGAGUGGGUGUGUCGCCGUUGUGCCAAUACACAGGCGUGAACGACAUUCCCACGGAAUACCACAAGAUCCACUACGGGGCCUUUGCUUUGAGAGGCGCUGGUUUGGUGAUGGUCGAGGCCACAACCAUUAUACCACACGCAGGGGUGUCAACAGUGGACGUGGGUCUUUACAACGACAAGCAGGAGGCCAAGCUCAAGGAGAUCGUCGACUUUGCCCAUGCCAACACGUCGUGGAUCGGCAUCCAGCUUGGACACACGGGACGCAAGGACUGGGACCCCAGGGGCGACGAAGACAAGAUUGUGGCUCCAUCGGCCUUGCCUUUCAGAGAGGGCGGCCAGUACCCUGUGCCUAGAGCGUUGACCGUGGAAGAGAUCCAUGAGAUCGUCAAGAAGUUCAGCGAGUCUGCCAGGAGAGCCGUUUCCGCCGGGUUUGACUUUGUGGAGAUCCACGGCGCACACGGCUACUUGAUCAACGAGUUCAUGUCUGCGCACUCGAACAAGAGAACCGACCAGUACGGCGGGUCGUAUGAGAACAGAAUCCGCUUUUUGUUGGAGUUCAUUGACUGCGUGAGGGCCAAUAUGCCCGAGGGCUUCCCGGUGUUGUCCGACUCCAACCCGGACGCUUGGAUCCUCGAGGAUUCGGUGAGGUUGGCCCCCAUUGUCGUGAAGCACGGCGUGGACGUCCUUGACGUUUCGGGAGGAGGAAAUGAUGCGAAUACCGAUAGAUUGCCCAAGCAUUUCGGCAUGUUCAUGAAUGUGUCCGAGGCGGUCAAGAAAGCAGUGGGCGACAAGGCCAUUGUGCCAGGCGUGGGCCGCUUGCACGACCCGGUCAAGGUCAACGAGCUCCAUGAAAAGGGAACCAUUGACUUUGCUUUUGUGGGUGCUCCCUUCAUGGUGAACCAGGGCUUGGUGUUUGACUGGGCCGAGACUUUGGAUGUCAAACUUCACCACGCACCUUUGCUCUUGCCGGUCAGACCUGAGUAUGCUGAGAUGAUCUAG